Diuraphis noxia (Russian wheat aphid) is the source of this 1769-nucleotide messenger RNA. RefSeq names its product lipase member H-B. Gene Ontology annotation, molecular function: lipase activity; serine hydrolase activity. Gene Ontology annotation, biological process: lipid catabolic process. The record is from RefSeq and is a predicted model, not a curated record. NCBI's taxonomy places the organism in Eukaryota, Metazoa, Arthropoda, Insecta, Hemiptera, Aphididae.
UGUUCUAUGACGUAGUGUACGUUUUAUUUACGAAUUACGAUUUAAUGUAUAUUAUCUAUAUCUUAAUUCUUUAUUCUAUAAUCGCGGGUUGUACUUAGUAAUCUGUGCUCUACCAAGUUUACUAUAGUCUAUAUUUUGCUCUGUGCUCUGUAGUAGUGUUGUAGUACUAAAAUCUACGGGUCUACUAGUCUUUGGUCUGGGACUGACGACUUUGUGUACCCUAUGUCUAUGUCUGUACAUUAGUGUACAUCUUACGUAGUUUCGUUCACGUAUUGUUACUUCAGUGUCCAGUACUCCAGCUGCACGCGAUAAGUCAACAAGUGGCCGAGUAUUCGGACAACAUAGACCUUAUACUCAUAGACGGAACAAGCUAGUAGUUCCCGCGGUAAACGGUGGMUGCGCUGCACAUGUUGUUCCAUACUUCUGCGCAUGUGCGUCGGACAAACCAGAUAUGAAAUUCGUUACAAUUAUUACUGCAGUCGUUCUACCGCUGCUUCUGCUGUUAGCAAUCAAGCCGAUCGAUGCUCGGGAUUUGAGUUAUGUUAUGCAUAAUGACAUCAAUAAAAAUUCGGGCGAAGAUUUCAAUGUUCCAAUUCACCAAGACUUGGUGGAAAAUUGUAACACCCCAGAAAUUAUCGAAAAUGACGACAUUCCGAUUCAACAAGAUAUAGUCGUAGUUGAAGAAAUUGCACAGUCAGCAGAAGAUUCAAACGAUCUAUCAAUGUUUGUUGAUGAGACUAGCUUAGAUUUUGUCUAUUGGAACUCAAAAUUCGGAAAUAAUAAACCAAUAAUAAUCGAAUUAGGCAAUGAAAAACAAAUUAUAAAUUAUUGGAUUAGUAAUUUACCUUUAAAAGUCAUAACGCAUGGAUGGCUUAAAUCAGAUGAAAAUGAUGAAGGAGUGUUCUCUAUAAAAACUGCAUAUGUGAAUGUUGGAGGAUUCAACAUUAUCACCGUGGACUGGAAUCGGGUGGCAAAAAACAUAAUGUACCCAAUUCCGGCCUAUUUGACUGUUAAGGUGGGUUCCAUAAUCGCCAAAUUGUUGGAAAAUUUAGUCAAUCUCGCGGUAAUUAACCCGUCUGAUAUUCAURUUAUUGGCCAUAGUCUCGGUGCUCAUGUGUCUGGGGCAUGUGGAGCUGCAUUUAGUCUUGGGAAAAUUGGCAGAAUUACAGGUCUUGACCCUGCCAGUCCUGGAUUUGAGUACGCGUCAAUCAUUUCAGAUCACCUAAACGAUACUGACGCAGAAUUUGUGGACGUGAUCCAUACAGCGAUAGGGAUAGCUGGAUUCUCAGAACCCAUAGGACACGCUGAUUUUUAUCCAAACGAGGGGAAAUCCGCUCAACCCGGAUGUUUAGAAUCAUACACACUGAUGGAGAUAAUAAAGCUCAUCCAUUGCAAUCAUUCAAGAUCGCACGAAUAUUACACGGAGUCCGUUUAUCAUAGGAAUUCGUUUAUGGCAACAGAAUGUACUUCGUGGGACGAGUAUACGAAUGGCGAAUGCGAAAAUAAUUAUAAAAUUUACAUGGGACAUAAUGCGGAUACAAAAGCAAGAGGAACUUUUUAUCUAAAGACCAACAGUAUUGCCCCUUAUGGAAUGUCAUAUAUUACACCAUGAAAACAUAAGUCAUAGUCUUACACACGAUUGUUUUUUUCUUUUUAUGUACGCUUUCUUUACUCUUUUUGCAUUUCAGUUUAAACUAAGAUAUUUAUUGUUAUGAUAUUUUUAAGAUUUAUUUGACAUAAAUCUUAAAAUCAAUAAAAAAAAAAUAAUG